Molecule: messenger RNA, 1308 nt
Organism: Colletotrichum chrysophilum
Lineage: Eukaryota; Fungi; Ascomycota; Sordariomycetes; Glomerellales; Glomerellaceae
Exons: 5
Coding region: 1-1308 (435 amino acids)
Molecular function (GO): oxidoreductase activity, acting on paired donors, with incorporation or reduction of molecular oxygen; heme binding; iron ion binding
Source: RefSeq, a predicted model, not a curated record
AUGUCUUCACCAUUAGCCGCCUAUGCCGUCGUUUUCUUGCUGAUCGACGGCCGACCACACGAGGAUCUUCUCCGACUCCAUGACAAAUACGGCCCGGUUGUGAGGAUCGCCGACAAUGAACUCUCCUUCAUACACCCCGACGCGUGGAAGGACAGCAACGGCCACCGCAAAGGGUCGAAGCCCGAAAACGUGAAGGAACCACUUGCGACUGUGGGUAAUGAGCACAAUCUAUUCGGCGCCAGCCUCAAGGACCACAGCAGAAUGCGCCGUGUCCUAUCCCAUGGGUUCUCGAUGCAGGCUAUCUUGGACCAGCAGCCACUCAUAUCCCUUUAUGUCGACCUGUUCAUCCGACGGCUUCAUGAGCACUGCGAAAAUGGUACGUCUCCCGUUGAUAUGGUGACGUGGUAUAAUCGUGUCACGUUCGACAUCAUUAGCGAUCUGUCCUGGGGCGAGCCUCUCGGGUGCCUUGCAAAGCAGCAAGACCACCCUUGGAUCGCUGCGUUGAGUCGCACCGUCAAGCAUCAGAUGUUCCGCGGCCUCGCCAUGCGCUUUCCCCCCUUCUCCCCUUUAUUGAAGGCACUAAUCCCAGAGGAACUCUCUCGCGGGGAGGAAGAGAACUUUGCCCUGGCUGCAGCCAAUGUAGAGAAGCGGAUCGCUGAAACGAUUGAGAAGCGCGAGAUGGUCAGCAACAGCUUCCUUCUCAUGCUGGGCGGGUCCGAGACAUCGGCGACGGCGCUGUCUGCUGUCACGUUCUUCGUCACGUCUCAUCCGAAGGUCAUGAAACGCCUUACCAACGAGAUCCUUUCAGCUUUCCCCAGAGAGGAAGACAUCGACCUUCACUCCGUUCAGAAGCUGCCCUACCUUCUCGCCGUCCUGGACGAGACUCUUCGGUUAAACCCGCCGCUUCCCCACUCGUCACCACGAGUGGUGCGUAAAGGCGGCGACGAGUUUUGUGGUUAUUAUGUGCCCGAGGGUACCGUUAUCAGCAUUCCCCAUUGGGCAAUGUACCACAGCUCGAGCAACUUUACCGAGCCCGAAUCGUUCAUUCCGGAACGCUGGCUUGGUGAUCCCCGGUUCGAAACCGACCAGAGAGAGGGCCGGAAGCCCUUUUCCUUUGGACCUCGAAACUGCAUCGGAAUGAAUCUUGCGUAUAUUGAGAUGAGAACGAUUCUAGCCAGGGUCAUCUGGAACUUCGAAAUGAGGCUCGCCGACGAGAGCAAGAGGUGGACACAAGGGCAAAAGGGGUGGACUGUUUGGGAGAAGCCCGAGCUGAUGGUGUACCUAACGCCUCGUGACCGGUCCGUUUGA